Crotalus tigris (Tiger rattlesnake) is the source of this 1571-nucleotide messenger RNA. RefSeq names its product proline rich transmembrane protein 1B (gene PRRT1B). The transcript is spliced from 4 exons. The record is from RefSeq and is a predicted model, not a curated record. The coding region runs from base 261 to 914 and encodes 217 amino acids. Gene Ontology annotation, cellular component: membrane. Lineage: Eukaryota; Metazoa; Chordata; Lepidosauria; Squamata; Viperidae.
CCACUGCAAACAACCCGUCAAUGAUUAAUAAGUCCCUGGAAACGAACCUUGGCGACUCGGAGGAGUCAAAGGUGGGCCCAGCGGCGCCAUUAUUUUUCAAGCCGGGGUGAGGAAGAUGGCAUGGGGCAGGCAGAGGGAGGACAAGGCCCCCACCUGGCUGAGGUGCCCAGAUCUUUGAAAGGAGGACGGGGCCACAGAGAAGACAGGACCCGUGGGGAAACCUCUCUCCAUUCGACCCACCAAGUGUGGAGGACACCAACAUGGAUGGAGAAGAACCCCGUCCGAGCCCAUCUCCAGAUCACCCAAGGGAUGUUGAAAGAGGAGGAGAGGCCCAGCCUUCUCCAGGAAGUGCAACCCCUGGCAAAUUCACAAGGGAGCAGAAGGACCCAUCCCAGCCCAACCAACAAGCAGGAUCAGAUCAUCUCCAGAACAUGGGGACCAUCAAUCUGGGCUUCGUAGAAGAACCUCCACCGUACGCUCCACCGGAUCCUAAAGACAUUCACUUGUAUCCACCGUUCCAAGCUGACCUUCCACCACGGAGUUACAUCUUUUACCAGCCAACAGCUCCACGCCAGGCCCUAAGCCAACCACCGAACGUAUUAUCCAGCCCUUAUCCUUUCACCAUUUACCAGAGUGCCUGGCCUGGAGAGACCCCCCAAGUUGGUGACCAGAGGCUGCCACCCAAGGAUUAUAUGGUGGAAUCCGUGCUGGUGACAAUUUUCUGCUGCUUGUUCACAGGACUGAUAGCACUUGUGUAUUCCCAUGAGACCCGGGCCGCUCUGAAACGCGGUGACCUCAUCCAAGCCGCGGUGGCCUCCCGCAAAGCUCGCGCACUCGUCUUGUUCAGCCUCUUCUUCGGCGUCUUUGUGUCCAUCGGCUGGAUUGUCUACGUGGUGGUGACCCUGUAUCUAUGACCCAAGGGGGUUGGGAUGGACCUUAAGAGUUUCCUACAAAGUUGUGGCGUGGAGUCUUUGCCAUUUUCAGCCAGCUUGGGGACCAGUUUCUCACGAUGACGCUUCUUUCUCUUCUCCAAAACCAACCACGUCAACACCUUGCAAGAACGAUUGUCCUAAAAAAAAGUGAUGAGACACACACCCUACUCUAGCCAUUUCAUUUUCUUUUUCUAUUCUACUCUACUCUAUCCAUUUCAUAUUCUAUUUCUAUUUCUAUUCUAUUCUAUCCAUUUCAUAUUCUAUUUCAAUUCUAUUCUAAUUUCUUAUUCUAUUCUAUUCUAUUCUAUUCUAAUUCUAAUUCUAUUCUAAUUCUAUUCCAUUCCAUUCCAUUCCAUGGACUUACCGAGGCUAACUUAAUUGCUAUUUCAUUGGUCUUAUUUCAAGAAAUACAAGAACAGUCUGGUCCAAGAAGUGUUUAAGGAAAAUUCCAGAUAACCUCCUUGGAAAAGCUACACAGGUUAUCCCUGGGGCAGGUCAGGAGGGUGAAUGUUGAUCCAUGGGUUCUUCAAACCCUGAGAUCCAAUCAGGGGCCUGGCAAUGUGAAGACAUCAGCAAUUCUAUACCAACUUUUAUUUAGGACGCUUAAUUUAGGAACAAUAAAUGCUUGAAGGAUCUUUG